AUUACGCAUAUGUGUAGGUAUAUUACGUUAUUUGUUUCAAACGGGUGUACGUGAAUAUAUGUAUGUACAUAUUUAUAUAUGACGAUUUCACAAUUCGGCUGUGCACCCGCUUAAAAUCACACGUAAUACACUCUGUCAUCUCUAGUAUACACAUCCGUAUGCUCAAAAAUUCCUGUAUAAUUUGAUAACAAUUAAUCUCAGAGGUUCCAAUGCGUGACGAGAGACAGCCAGGGUUUUCACGCAAGCUUUCCUAGGGAAGCGCAUACAAAUUUUGAAAUUAUAUUUUUACCUCCAAAAUUAUCACAACAAAGUUUCCAAUUGAAGCUUUCCAUUGCUUUGUAUGUGAAUACAUAGAAAAAAUAGUAUUCCAAUUUUACACACAAGACAUUCCAGCUCCAAAUAUGGUUCUUUCUAUCUAAUCUGUAUGAGCAUGCAGUUCUCAAAAUUUUGAAAUGGUAUUAUCGCUCGCAGUCAUGCUUCUGAAAUCUGCAGGAUGCUGUAAAUAGGCGAAACCGUUUGACUAUAAUCCUCCUGUUCGUAAACAAUGGAGACAGUCAAGCAAAAAAGUUGCAAAUCUUGGAUCACAAAACCUCGCGAGAUACUCGCUCUCCGGACACUGAUUAAGCUGAAAUAUGCUCGAGAUCCUGGGCAGGAGAAGGAUCAGUGGUGUUACGACAUGUUGCUCAAUUUUGGCGAGGCGUUCGGCAUGAUGUGCAAGUUACUUCCGAGUGAGAUGCAACAUUUCCUAGCUGCUCUAUACCUCGCCUUACGUGUCAUUGAUACGAUUGAGGACGAUGUGGGAAAGAGUUGUGAGUGCAGGAUUAAAGAUCUCGAAGGGGUACAUAACUUCUUAAAGGACGCCAACUACCAGACGUCCUGCCAAUAUGGGCUCAACCCCAAGGAAAUUACCCUGAUGCAAAACCUUCCAAAAGUUCGCACCUUUUACCUCCAGCUCUCCCCCGUCCUUCAAACCCUUGUCGACUCCGCGGUGCAGGAAAUGGCACGAGGGAUGAUAAAGUUCCUCGCAAAACCGCAAGAUCAACCGCUUUGCGAUACCUUUGUCGACCUGGAAGAAUACUGCUACAUCGUGGCGGGGAUUGCUCAAAAAGCGAUAUUUUCAUUCCUGACAGAGGAAGGGUUUGAACUUGAAGAAAACGUGUCACGCCUAAUUCCAGGAGAACCGGGUUGGCUGACGGGGUCAAUUUCGUACUCAAUUUUCAACCAGGAAGCCAACAUUAUUCGCGACAUUGCUGACGACACGAUGGCGGCGAAAAGUUCGAGACUUUACUGGCCAAAGGAGCUUGUCGAAAAAUACGUCGCCCAGCAGAGUGACCUCGUCAUCCCGGCGAAUCGAAAAGUUGCGAUUUCCUGUUUAAACGAGCUCAUAGCGCACACGCUGACCCACGUGGUCCCGAUGUUGGAGUGGCUGGAUAAUCUAAAAUGCAAGAAAGCCAAGGAAACCAUGUGCGUCUUCUUUUUAAAGAAUUUGGCCACGCUGGCGAUUCUUUACGGGAAUGGGAAAACUUUUAAGUACGUGUUGAAACCGAGCGUACCUACGUUGGCGUAUCUGCUCGAAAUUAGUACCGAUUUUGGGAAGAUUUUACAGGCUACGAAGAAAUAUUGUGGUGUGAUUUGUAGGAAGGUGGGGCCACGAGAUGUGCAUAAGGGUCUCGUGCUGAGGGAGGUUUAUGCAAUAAUGGCCAAGUGUGAUUAUCUUUUGUUAAAGUGUUAGAAACUUCAAGAAUCAUGGUAAAUCGUGUUCAGUUUGUUAAAUUGUUAGAAAAUUAAGGAAUUGUGGUAAAUCGUGUUCAGUUUAUUAAAUCACAUAAGUUAUGUAUGUACUAAUUAUGUAAUACAUACAUGUUUGGAGUCAAAAUGUAACAAAACAAUAUGUACAUAUUUAUAAUACGUUAAUCAGCACAUUAAUUAUGACAAUCGCCACAUAUUUAUUUGUGAAUUAUUCAGGGGACAUGGUGUUUAGGUAUACAGAAAUGAUUUACAAUAUGGGAACUUUUAUUAAGGAUGCAUUCACAAUGACUACAAUUAAUGAUUCCAAAGUGCAAAUGUUGCGUAAAUGGUGCAUAAAUAUAUAUAAACUGCAUGGAUUAUACAGUGAUGUUCCACAUCGAAUUUGUACCAUGUUUUGAGUACAUGUCCAUUUUUGCAAUUUUGGUGAAUUAUUUUUCUUGAAAUGUGAUCCUCCCUGAGCCUGUAAGUAUGUCAACGGGUUCCGACACCCUACUGGUGUCAAAUGCGUAUGAAAUAAAUGAAAACGUUUUC
Messenger RNA from Folsomia candida, 2280 nucleotides. RefSeq names its product botryococcus squalene synthase. The transcript has 4 exons. Gene Ontology annotation, molecular function: squalene synthase [NAD(P)H] activity. Gene Ontology annotation, cellular component: endoplasmic reticulum membrane. The record is from RefSeq and is a predicted model, not a curated record. Gene Ontology annotation, biological process: farnesyl diphosphate metabolic process; biosynthetic process. Lineage: Eukaryota; Metazoa; Arthropoda; Collembola; Entomobryomorpha; Isotomidae. Bases 545 to 1732 code for a protein of 395 amino acids.